GAACAGUUAGAGGGAGGAGUGUGUGUGUGUGUGUGUGUUGUGUGUGUGUGUGUGAGGGGAAAGUGGGAGGAGAAAGAGUGAUAGAGGAAGAGAAAAUCUUUGUCCUGCUGUCAGUAUAAAGACUUCUGAGAUCGCAUGCAGUAGGGUGAUGGCUGAGUGUGUGCGAGCGCGUAGUGUAUCAGGGAGUCCUGAUGGUCCGUACCGAGCGGGGCAGUGUGUGAACAGUCUGGUACAUGAGGAGUUUGAGGGAGUGGACACGCUGGAUAAACUGUUCCGUUAUGCAGUGGACAGAUUCACACAGUUACCCUGUGUAGGGAGCAGGGAUGUCCUCUCCUGUGAGAAUGAGACACAGCCUGAUGGUAAAGUCUUCAAAAAGUUGAUCCUGGGUCAGUAUAAGUGGAAGUCAUAUGAAGCGGUGGAUCAUGAAGUGAGCUCCCUGGGCAGAGGCCUGUAUGCUUUGGGUCAAAGGUCACGAAGCUCCAUUGCCAUCUUCUGUGAGACAAGAGAGGAGUGGAUGAUAACAGCACAGGCCUGCUUCAGAUUCAACUACCCCUUGGUCACCCUCUAUGCUACACUAGGUGAAGAUGCAGUAACCUUUGGUUUGAACCAGUGUGGAGCCACACACCUCAUCACCAGCAAGGAACUGCUAGAAACCAAGCUGAAGGUGGUGCUGCCGGAUGUUGUGGGUCUGAAGCACGUGAUCUAUGCGGGCAGUGGUGGUGUAUCUAUACAAGAUUACCCAAAAUCCCUCAGCAUCCACAGCUUACAGGAAGUGAUGGAGCUUGGAAAUAAACCAGAGAACUUGAAUGGUCAGUUUGACGCUCCGUCUCCGUCCGAUCUUGCUGUAGUGAUGUACACUAGCGGCUCCACCGGUCAUCCCAAAGGAGUGAUGAUGCACCACAGUAACCUCAUUGCAGGAAUGGCUGGACAAUGCCAAAGAAUCCCGGGUCUCGGGCCUGAGGACACAUAUGUUGGUUAUCUUCCAUUGGCUCAUGUUCUGGAGCUCACAGCUGAAAUGUCCUGUCUGAGUCACGGCUGUCGGAUCGGAUAUUCAUCACCACACACACUCUCAGACCAGUCCAGUAAAAUAAAGCGAGGCUGUAAGGGAGACUGCACCGUGCUCAAACCCACUCUGAUUGCUGCUGUCCCCGAGAUUAUGGACCGUAUUUAUAAGAAUGUGAUGAGCAAGGUAGCAGAGAUGAGCACAUUACAGAGGAUGCUCUUCAACAUGGCCUACAAAUACAAAGUACAGCAACUGGAACAUGGAGCAGAUACACCAAUAUGUAACACGUUGGUGUUUAAGCGUGUAUCACUGUUACUUGGAGGGUGUGUGAGGUUGAUGCUCAGUGGUGGAGCUCCUCUCUCUCCUGACACACACCGUUUUAUCAAAGUGUGUUUCUGCCCUGUUGGCAUCGGUUAUGGACUCACAGAGACUUGCGGGGCAGCAACCAUCUCAGAGUUUUCUGAUUAUACAACAGGACGAGUUGGGGCACCUCUCAUCUGCUCUGAAAUCAAACUACGAGAUUGGCCUGAGGGAGGAUAUACCUGUCAGGAUACGCCCCACCCCCGAGGUGAGAUUCUGAUUGGUGGUCCCAACGUUGCCAUGGGUUACUACAGCAGUGAGGCUGAGGGGGAGAGUGGGGAAUUUUGGGUAGAUGAGGCUGGACAGCGCUGGUUCUGUACAGGUGAUGUGGGGGAGAUGCAUCCUGAUGGCUGCCUGCAGAUAGUAGACCGUAAGAAGGACUUGGUGAAGCUGCAGGCAGGUGAAUACGUGUCCCUGGCAAAGGUGGAGGCAGCGCUGAAGAACUGCCCUCUAAUCGACAACAUCUGUGUCUACGCUAACAGCAAUCAGAAUUACAUCAUCAGCUUUGUGGUGCCCAAUCAGAAGCAGCUAACUGAACUGGCGAAUCGGAAUGGGAUUAAAGGCGAGUGGGAGGAGAUUUGUAAUCAUGCCACACUGGAACAGGAAGUGCUAAAAGUUAUUAAAGAGGUUGCAACCAUGAAUAAGCUGCAGAGAUUCGAGGUUCCCAUGAAGGUGCGUCUCAGUUCUCAGGUCUGGACUCCGGAGACGGGACUCGUUACUGAUGCCUUCAAACUAAAGAGAAAAGAAUUACAGAUGCACUACAGACACGACAUAGAGAGGAUGUAUGGAGCUUAACAUACACACACACACGGACAUACACACACACGGACAUACAAAUGGACACACACAGACAGACAGACACACACACGACAUAGAGAGGAUGUACAGAGCUUAACAUACACACACACACGCACAUGGACCCACACACACACACAGACAUACACAUGGACCCACACAGACACACACACACAGACAUACACAUGGACCCACACAGACACACACACACACACAGACAUACACAUGGACCCACACAGACACACACACACACACAGACAUACACAUGGAUCCACACAGACACACACACACACACGGACAUGGACCCACACACACACACACACACACGGACAUGGACCCACACACACACACACACACACGGACCUGGACCCACACAGACACACACACAGACAUACACAUGGACCCACACAGACACACACACACACACACAGACAUACACAUGGAUCCACACAGACACACACACACACACACAAGGACAUGGACCCACACACACACACACACACACGGACCUGGACCCACACAGACACACACACAGACCUACACAUGGACCCACACAGACACACACACACACACAGACAUACACAUGGAUCCACACAGACACACACACACACGGACAUGGACCCACACACACACACACACACACACGGACCUGGACCCACACAGACACACACACAGACAUACACAUGGACCCACACAGACACACACACACACACAGACAUACACAUGGACCCACACAGACACACACACACACACACAGACAUACACAUGGAUCCACACAGACACACACACACACACACACGGACAUGGACCCACACACACACACACACACACACACACGGACCUGGACCCACACAGACACACACACACAUGGACAUACACAUGGAUCCACACAGACACACACACACACGGACAUGGACCCACACACACACACACACACACACAGACAUACACAUGGAUCCACACAGACACACACACACACACACGGACAUGGACCCACACACACACACACACACACAGACAUACACAUGGACCCACACAGACACACACACACACGGACAUGGACCCACACACACACACACACACACACACAGACAUACACAUGGAUCCACACAGACACACACACACACGGACCUGGACCCACACAGACACACACACACACAGACAUACACAUGGACCCACACAGACACACACACACACACAGACAUACACAUGGAUCCACACAGACACACACACACACGGACCUGGACCCACACAGACACACACACACACAGACAUACACAUGGACCCACACAGACACACACACACACACACGGACAUACACAUGGACCCACACAGACAUACACACACACGGACAUACACAUGGACCCACACAGACACACACACACGGACAUACACAUGGACCCACACAGACACACACAGACAUAUACAUGGACCCACACAGACACACACACAUGGACCCACACAGACACACACACACACGGACAUACACAUGGACCCACACAGACACACACACAUGGACCCACACAGACACACACACACACGGACAUACACAUGGACCCACACAGACACACACACAUGGACCCACACAGACACACACACACAUGGACCCACACAGACACACACAGACAUACACAUGGACCCACACAGACACACACAGACAUACACAUGGACCCACACAGACACACACACACACAGACAUAUACAUGGACCCACACAGACACACACACACACACACACAGACAUACACAUGGACCCACACAGACACACACACACACACACAGACACACACACACGGACAUACACAUGGACCCACACAGACACACACACACGGACAUACACAUGGACCCACACAGACACACACACAUGGACCCACACAGACACACACACACGGACAUACACAUGGACCCACACAGACACACACACACGGACAUACACAUGGACCCACACAGACAUACACACACACACACACACACAUACACAUGGACCCACACACACGACAUAGAGAGGAUGUACGGAGCUUAACACAGACACACACUCACACAAACACACAUAUAUAUACACACACACACACACACGCACAAUAGAUAAAGUAAAUACUUCAGCAGAGAUGAGAUUCUGGUGGAUUCAGGACUCCAUCACACUCCAUACUGAGGUUCUCGAUGUGAGCUGAAGUAAACUCCAUAACACAGACUGGAAGAAUUCUGAUUUAUUUAAAAUUUUUCACAUGAACACAUUGAGAUGAAGAAAAGUCAGGAGAGAUUUGUAGUGUGUCCUGCUGGAGUGAGGGACGGUGUCCAUGGCAACGAAUAUCAGCAUGAGUGUAUUCUUCCUCUGAGCUACAGUUCUGAUCUUUAGGAGAGAAUUUUAUUUUCCAACAUGCUUAUAUUUAUAUCUAGAUAGCAGAGUGUGUGUGUGUUGGGGGGGGGUGAGUGGUUUGGGCAGGUAUAUGAGUGUGAGUGAGAAACUGGUUGUUCUGGAGUGACUGGAAAGAGCAGGUAACAGAGCUUCCUCUGCUGUAAAGUCUUUAAAGAUGUCUUUAAACUGUUCAAAUAAAAAAAAUAAAAAGUUUCACUUCA
This is a messenger RNA of Hemibagrus wyckioides, 4734 nucleotides long. It is a transcript of the gene acsl4b, whose product is annotated as acyl-CoA synthetase long chain family member 4b. Bases 149 to 2158 code for a protein of 669 amino acids. Gene Ontology annotation, molecular function: arachidonate-CoA ligase activity. The record is from RefSeq and is a predicted model, not a curated record. The transcript is spliced from 15 exons. Lineage: Eukaryota; Metazoa; Chordata; Actinopteri; Siluriformes; Bagridae. Gene Ontology annotation, biological process: long-chain fatty-acyl-CoA metabolic process; long-chain fatty acid metabolic process; neuron differentiation. Gene Ontology annotation, cellular component: lipid droplet; plasma membrane; endoplasmic reticulum.